Molecule: messenger RNA, 5061 nt
Organism: Perkinsus marinus ATCC 50983
Lineage: Eukaryota; Perkinsozoa; Perkinsida; Perkinsidae
Product: voltage-gated cation channel, putative
Exons: 34
Coding region: 1-5061 (1686 amino acids)
Biological process (GO): transmembrane transport; monoatomic ion transport
Cellular component (GO): plasma membrane; voltage-gated sodium channel complex
Molecular function (GO): voltage-gated sodium channel activity
Source: RefSeq, a predicted model, not a curated record
AUGCCUAAGGAGUACUUCAGUUUUCAACUGCUCGGCCAGAAGGUGUCUUGUGAGAAGACACUGGACCCCUUUGGGAUCUACCAUCAAGUAUUGGUGGACGCUGGUGGAAAGCAAAAACGACUAUGCGAGAAUAGUUGCUUCAUAUUCCCGAUACGCAGCAAGUUCAGACUCUUUACGAUAUGGAUGGUGGAAUGGAAAUGGUUCCAGAGGUUCAUCCUGUCGCUCAUCGUGUUGAACUCAAUCUUGAUCGCUAUUGAGGAUAAGAGGGACCCUGACAACCGUCGCAACGAGGUCGAAAUUGGCGCGUUUGCCGAUUCAUUAUUAUUGGCAUUCUUCACAAUAGAGUGUCUGCUGAAGAUAGUCGCUUGGGGGCUUAUACGAGAGAAGUCGACUUAUCUGACUGAUGGCUGGAAUUGGUUGGACUUCAUCGUGGUGGUGACGGGUCUUCUCUCCGUCGUGAACUUGGGUGGUGACACUGACCUUAGCGUCCUGAGGGUCUUCAGGGUACUCAGACCUCUACGCAGCUUAACAGUAUUGAAAGAAAUGAAGUUACUGGUGAAUACAGUACUUCUUUCUAUACCACGUCUAGCCAAUGUAGCCGGCACUGCUGUGUUUAUCCUGCUAGUAUUCGGGAUAUUGGGUACCAACUUUUGGGGGGGAGUACUUGAACGAAGGUGUCGUCUAACGCCUUAUCCCAUCCUCAUUGAAGCAGCUACAGGAGCAGUGCAGCAUGCCUUGCCGGUCUUGAACGGUUCUCAGGAGUACUGUUGGGAAUGGGAAGUGGAUACAGCCCAGAGCAGGUUGUGUGGCGGACGGUAUUCGUGCUUACCUGAAACCUAUUGUGGAUCCAAUUAUGUAGAGGACCAAACGGAGUCUCUCCGUCCAGUGUUCAUGAUAAAUGGUACAGUGCUAGCAGCAGGAGGAGGAGGAGACAGGAUGGGAUUUCCCUGGUGUGGGAGUACGGUGGACCCUACUGAUUCGGCUGACUUCAACUUCCGAAUAACUCGCUUUGACAAUCUCCUGGGCGCAGCUCUCACUGUUUUCCAGUCGAUCACGUUGGAGGGUUGGACGGACGUUAUGUACCUCCUCCAGGAUAGUCACUCUGACUGGUUCGCGUCUGCAUAUUUCAUCGCUCUCAUCAUAGUCGGCUCCUUCUUCCUGUUGAAUGUGGCUCUGGCCGUUGUGUGGGAUGCGUUUAUGUCAACUGAUGAGGAGAACCGACUGGCUGAAAAGAAAAGGAGGAAACAUGAGGCUAAGAGGGCUAGUCGCAGGGCUUCCAAAAUGAAGGGCGGAGGAAUGACAGAAAUGGAGAGUAGAAUAGCUGAAAAGAAGAGGACCUUCUAUACGAGUACACCGGCUGAUGCUAGCUCGAGUGUAACAGUGAUGAUGAGGGUCAUGGAGCUCGAGAGUUCAGCUCACCCUAUCGUUGUGAAGAUACGAUAUCUGGUCAUCUCUGAGUGGUUCGUCAAUGUUAUAAUGUUCUUCAUCACAGCUAAUGUGAUAGUGAUGAUGUUCGACUCCUACCCUCCACCGCCAUAUAGGCUUACUAACACGGUCACGGUACUCAACCAGGUGUUUACGGUAGUCUUCGUGGUUGAGUUUGUGUUAUUGCACAUUGCACUGGGCCCGCGGAGAUAUUGGAGGAAGCUCGCUACGGCAUUCGACGGGUUUAUCGUUAUUACGUCGAUCUUGGAGUUAUUCCUGGCCAAUGGUUCUACUGUUAUGACGGCCCUUAGGGGUUUCCGUCUGCUGAGAAUAUUCAAGCUUGCGAAAAAGUGGACAUCUUUUCGUGUCUUAUUGAAGUCGAUCGCCCACACAGUGAAUUCUAUGGGUAACUUCUGCAUCCUCCUCGGGCUGAUGAUGUUUGUAUUCACCCUGAUGGGCAUGAGCCUCUUCGCUACUAAGUUGAGGAUGGGCGAGGACGGCAAGAAGAUACCUGAUGAGCUGCUCUUACCGUGGCCGAAAAGUCAAUGUCCAGUGUUUCAGAUAUUGACGGGUGAGAACUGGAAUGCUAUAAUGUACGAUGCGGUGUUGGCGGUUGGUUGGGGCGCAGUAGUCUUCUUCAUCGCGUUGGUGAUCUUCGGCCAGAGUGUGAUACUCAAUCUAUUCCUAGCUAUUCUUAUGAGCAAAUUCGAGGAGAGUUCCGCGACGAUACGGGAGCGAGAGUUGGCUAGAGCCAGAUCACGGUCGCAGUUGUCAGCGUUCCUGCGGGACCGGAGAAAGACCAAUGGCGCGCUCCCUUCAGAUGAGGCGUCCAGCCCUGAGUCAUUGAUAUCUCCGUACUCUGAGGGUAUGCAGGCUCAGGGUCAGGAUGAUCAUCACGAUGAGGAAGUGUUGGAGGUUACGUCGGCCCCUGAGCCUGAUCGUCAUGGAGGAGGGGUAGAUGAGGGCCUCCCCGGACUAGUCCAGAGGGGAAGUACGGUUGUUGUGGCGGAGAACCCUACAGUCCACUGUAUUGAGGACUCGCCAGAAGGCACUCCAUGCCCCUCAGAGGACAACAGUGUGAAGGAGCUCUCUACGAAGGAGGCCUGGCCAAACGACCAUUCAAUGUUGGUGUUCAGUCGUGAUGGACGAGUAAGGCGGUUCUGCAGUAGCAUUGCUGAUGCGCCCUGGUUCGACAACUUCAUUAUCGCCUGCAUAGCGGUGUCGUCAGCACUAAUGGCUUUGGAUAGCCCUCUGCAUGACCCUACUUCGGGCUUGGCACAGUUCCUUGAUGUCACGAACACGUUGUUCACGUUCAUCUUCCUUGUGGAGAUGCUCAUCAAGUGGGUAGCCUUUGGAGUGGUCUUGAAUAAGGGCGCUUACUGGCGUGACUCGUGGAACAUUCUUGAUGGAGUUGUGGUGAUCGUAUCGGUGGUUGACCUAUUGCCGAUGCUACCCGAUGUCUCUGUGCUCAAGACAUUGAGAAUGCUACGUGCCCUGAGGCCCCUGAGGGUCAUAUCUCGGAAUCCAAACCUGCGUUUGGUGGUUAACACGCUGUUCCGAAUCUUACCAGAGCUCUGCAACCUCCUCAUCGUGGGAGGACUCUUCUUCUUGAUCUUUGGUCUGUUUGGUCUGUCCUACUUCAAGGGGAAGUUCUACACAUGUCAAGUUGGCGACCCUAGUACGAGAGGAGUCGUCGAGUGGCAGUAUGAAGACCGGCGAAGCGUUAUCGUGACCCCUAUGUGUCUUGACCAGACGCUCGGCCAUCUCACUCUCGCCACUGGCUUCUCUGAGGGCUUAACAGGAAGUGCAGCACUGCAAUGCGCUGAUGGCGUGCCUUGGUCGAGACAGACUCCGGACACGCCAGUGUGUGUAGCCUCUUGUGCUACUGCCACCCGAAGCGAUAAGUCGGCCGUGUGCCCUUCCCCUCUGACCCUUGAUACCUACCCUAGCGUGUGUAGCCUCAAUCCUGGAGCCUCUAGUCGCCGGUUGGGUCAAUCUGGUGAACAUCGUCAGUUGCAGAGUGCUGCUGCCAGCAUCGGUGGUCCCGAGUGGCUUGCGUCGAUGGAAAAAAGCAUCAUGCCUUGCGACAAGUGCAGUGUGCACUACUGUACAGGGGAACUCCAACCCAGCGAGAAGAAAACGGCCUCCUGCCGAGAUGAGUGCGAGCACCACCCCUACUACUGUGCUGAUGUCUGCGCUGAUAACGUGUUUGAGGGUGGAGAGUGUGAGGCGUGUCUCGAAGCCUGCACUUCAGCUUGUGAAUGCCCGCAGUUUUGCAAGGCAGUUAUCAAGGAUGCUGCUAACUGUGUGGAACAGGGUGGACAAUGGUUGAAUCUGCACCAGCAUUUUGAUAACAUCGCAGUGUCUAUGAUGACUCUUUUCGAGAUCUCAACUACAGAAGGUUGGGUAGACGUUAUGUAUGCUGGCACUGAUGCAACGGAAGUUUAUGGUCAGCCUCGUCGGGAUCAUGCGGAACUAUGGGGUCUGUUUUUCGUAUUGUUCAUGCUGAUCGGUUCGCUCUUCAUCCUGAAUCUUUGCGUCGGUGUUAUUGUCGAUAACUUUAAUAAGAUCAAAGCCCAGGGGAGGUCCCUCUUCCUGACGCAAACCCAGCAGAAGUGGAUAGAGCUUCAGAAACAGCUGUACACGAAAAAAAUAUACCUGGAGUUCGCCCAUGUCAAAGAUUUGCCCGUGAAAAGGAGGAAGAUGUAUUUCUUCUGCACGAGCUCUAAAUUCGAGACGUUCAUAAUGACGUGCAUCUUGCUGAACACAGCAGUGACUGGUAUGAAGAUGUUCCCACCACCUUCGGAUGCCUAUAACACGACAUUGGCAACGCUAAACUACAUUUUCGCCUUCAUAUUCACAGCAGAAGCUGCAUUGAAGCUGUAUGCCACACGGUGGUGGUACUUCUAUGAUUCCUGGAACUGCUUCGACUUCGUAUGUGUUGUUGCUACAGCAAUUGGUAUACUUGUGGACUUGCUCUCUACUGUGACCAUCGGUACGCUGAUGAGUGCCAUCAGGAUAUUCCGCAUUGCGAGGCUCUUUCGUCUCGUUCGGUUCGCCAAGGGUCUCAAUCAGCUGUUCAUAGCCUUCGUUCUGUCCAUACCGAAGCUCUUCAACGUUGCCAUACUAUUGCUACUACUUCUGUUCCUCUUCACAGUGCUCGGUGUCCGCCUCUUUGGCGCCACACAGCUUUCUGGUAGUCAUGACGACCAUGCGAACUUUCGCAACUUCUACCGGGGAUUCAUGACACUCGUUCGCUGCAUGACUGGAGAAGGUUGGAACGAGAUAAUGCACAGUCUGGCUAAGGACUCGGAGUUCUUCGGCCUCGUCUUGCAUAGACCCUGUGUGAACGACUUCCACAUCACAGCAGAUAAUUACGCACAGUUACAGGAGAAGUGCCUUAUCGACCAUCCUGUGCAGUGUGGGUCGCCAUUCUCGUUUCUGUUCUUCAUCUCAUACACGUGCAUCAUCACCUUUGUCGUGCUCAAUUUGGUCAUAGCAGUCAUCUUAGAAGGCUUUGAGGACUCCACCAAAUCGGANNNNGAGUAUGUGUGUCACAUACGCAGAAAGGCACUUGUGAAACACGUGACGCGUUCUUCCCCAUUGAGUGUUCAGGAGUGGAUUCAGGGGGAUUGA